Molecule: messenger RNA, 691 nt
Organism: Ixodes scapularis (black-legged tick)
Lineage: Eukaryota; Metazoa; Arthropoda; Arachnida; Ixodida; Ixodidae
Exons: 3
Coding region: 77-676 (199 amino acids)
Source: RefSeq, a predicted model, not a curated record
CUGGGUCUUUAUAAACGCACCCAAGGUGUCGGGGAUCCAUUGUCUUUUUUUCCACAUUUUGUCUCACGGUGUUGCCAUGAUUCGUGCUUCGUUUGUGCUGCUGGCCGUCUUCGCGAUUGCUGCUCAUGCAAGUGUCCCGAACGGAACGUGCAGCGAUGAGCACGUCAACAACGUACGGAGACUACUCCUCGCGGGCUUUGCCGCACUCGACGUAAAGGAAGAGCUGCCCCUGCGUGACGCCAACGAUCCAGCCUUCAGCCUGUCCGCCGGAACCCUCUUUGGCCUGAGGUUCCUUAACAUCAGCGGAGACAUCAAUACCACCUGUGGCGCCAACGAAAGCAUCGCCGAAUUUGUCGCGGUUGCCCCACAGGUCAAGGGCCACUACAACUGGCGUUCGCGUGGCAACAGCCCCCUGUCCGGAGACCUGAUCGUCGAAGGACGGAAUGGCGCCUUCACCGGGCGGCUACGCUACGUCAGAGGCAACUUGCGCAGCGCGUCUCUAGCCUUCAGCCACUUCAGCGCCGUCUCGAUCCAGCUGGACGGCGUGUCAAGCUUCUCGGUGCCGGGCUCCAAGAUCAUAUCGCUGGGCAACAACGUCUUUAACAAGGCCGUCAGGAAGACCACCACAAACGUUGUGUCCCCAGCUUUCAAGAAGGCGGUGCAAGCCAGAGAAUAAAUUGUGUAGACAAUG